Messenger RNA from Amphimedon queenslandica, 1864 nucleotides. Its product is annotated as E3 ubiquitin-protein ligase TRIM56-like. Bases 48 to 1757 code for a protein of 569 amino acids. NCBI's taxonomy places the organism in Eukaryota, Metazoa, Porifera, Demospongiae, Haplosclerida, Niphatidae. The transcript has a single exon. The record is from RefSeq and is a predicted model, not a curated record. Gene Ontology annotation, molecular function: zinc ion binding.
CUCCGCGUAGGCGCCUGGCAGCCCUGCAGUGAAUUUUAAAUUUACCUAUGAUGGAAGGACAUUCUCUCAAGUGCAGUGUCUGUCUGGAGCUAUAUAACGAUCCUCGUGUUCUACCAUGUCUUCAUACUUUCUGCCUGAAGUGUAUAAAAGGCUUUUCGAAUAAGGACUCGAGUCUGACUUGUCCUGAGUGUAGAGCUAAGCAUGAGCCAUUGCCAGUUUCUGGAACAAACUAUCCAGUGAAUGUCUCGAUUCUGCCAGAGCUAGAAGAAGCAAAGUCAGGAGAUAAAGGUAGCAGGAUAUGUGGAUUCUGUACUGCUGGGGAUGUUGCUGUUGGUUUUUGUGAAGAUUGUGGGGAAUAUCUUUGUCAGUAUUGCCGUGAUUUUCACAAGAAAGGGAAGGCAUUCUUAUCACAUAAUAUUUCUGCUAUUGAUGAUAGCAAUAGUACAUUAGACUCUGUUGUGUCUUUUUCGAAGCAGCCGGCUAACGUCUCUUGUGUUCGUCACCCAAAGUAUGAACUUGAGAUAUAUUGUAGGGAUUGUUCCUGUCUGGUCUGUUACAAGUGCAUGUUUGAGCCGUCACAUAAAGGUCAUGACUACGGGUCUAUAAAUGACGUUAGUCAAGAGAUUGAGCAAGAGAUGAAAUCAUUGUCUGAAGCUGCGAGUUCAAAAGAGAUCCAGUUUGAAGCAUGUGUAGCUUUCAUUGAGAAGAUUGAGAGGGCAGUUAUUUUGGAACAGGAUAAAGUACGUCAGAAGGUUAAAUCAAUUUUCGAUAACCUGAUGACAUUAUUGGAAGAAGUGUUCACAGAAGAUAACAAGACAAUAUGGGCGGUUAAGAAUGAUUUUCAGAUGGCUCUCCCUCAGAUUAAAAGCAGUCAUUCUCUUAGUGCACAUGCUCAAAGACAAAUCGGACAAAAUAUUCAGUGUCGGUCACUAGUUAAUCAAUUGCUCCAGUGUUUAAUGAAAAUAAAAAAUAUCAAUAUUCCUGGAGCUAUGGAAGAUGUAUUUCACGCUAGGAGCUCUUCUACUUCUUUUCAGAAAGAGCUGUUUGAACUGCUUAACUUUGAUGAUUUGCUGCGCCAUUUGUUAGCCUCAAGAGAUGAAAAUGAAUACGAUACCGUUGUAGAAGAUAAAUGUUUUUGGGAUGUUUCUUCUGACGAGGAGAGUGAGCCAGAUUGGGAUGAAAUAGAAAAACUCAUCGUGCAUGAAACUCUACCAAGAGAUGAAGAGGAAGAAGAAAAGGCAUCAUUCUAUUCAGCAGAUGAAGAUGACAAAUAUCCUACAAUAGUGAUUCCUGAAGUUUACACCAAUGAAGAUGAUGUAGAAUAUAACGCAAUGGAAAGUCUUGCUAUAAAUGAUGAUGAUUGGCGGCCACCUGACCCAGCUCUUCUUAAGGAUGAUGUAGAAGAUGAGAAUGAAAAAGAUUUAGAAGAAGGGCCAGUGAGGGCCAGAUAUGAACCAAUCCUAAUAGCUGAUUCUUGUACUGUUCCUUUUACUCGGGACAGGGUUAGAGCUAUUGCUGUUAUUGAGCAACCUUUUGCAAAACUAACCCAGUGGUCAGUACAAUGUGUCAGUCAUGAAGACCAAGGUGUCCUUGCCAUACCUUUUGGUAGUAAUAAAUUUGGGAUUGAGUUUUAUCCUUCUGAUAAUAAAGAAUAUACUUUUCAUUUAUCUCCAGUUGGUACAAAUUGUAUUGUAGAAUUUAUUGUAGAUUUUAAAAGGCGUUUUAAUUUUGAUUAUGAUUCAUCAGAUGAGUGGUAAAUUUAAUUGUGUAAAAUUGUCAUUUUCUUUGUUAUUUUACUAGUAUAAAGACUAAAAAUUAGAUUAUAUUAAAAAUAUGUGAGUGCCCUUGUGUACUGUAUAGACAU